AUGCUCCGGCCAUUCGUCUGCAACUACUCGGCAUGUGACCGCGCCUUUGCUCGCAAGAGUGAUCUCGCUCGUCACUACCGUAUCCACACCAAUGAGAGGCCAUUCACGUGCCAGUUCCGCGGCUGCGGCAAGGCUUUCAUUCAACGCUCGGCAUUGACAGUUCACACUCGUGUGCACACUGGCGAGCGCCCCCACCAUUGCGAGACAUGCAACAAGGCCUUCGCCGACUCCAGUUCGCUCGCCCGCCACCGUCGCAUCCACACCGGCAAGAGACCGUAUGGCUGCAAGGUACCUGGCUGUGGGCGCCAGUUUGCUCGUCGUAACACUUACCUCAAGCACUUCAAGCGCCAGCACCCUGAGCUUCCUCCUCCCACCUCCAACUCUGUCCGCGCCCUCCACAUUCCCCCUUCUCGCUACCCAACCCAGCCCUUUCUCAACGGGGGCUCCUCUGGACAGGCAGCUGGAGGACCUACCCCCCAGUACGCCACCCCAAACUCGGUCAAUGGUCCCCCCCACGCCUUCGCCGCCUCUCACCCGCCAGAGGGCGCGGCGUACUCCUACGCAGGCGGAUUCGUCAACGGACAGCUCCACAGUAGCCAGCUCGCCCCUUCCGGGCCCCUCCGUCCCUACUUCCACGACCCGGCCGACACGCAAACGGGUGGUCAACCCGGAGGAGGCCAGGCCUUCUCCAAUGGCGGGUCCGAGUCGUCCCCAGCAGGCAACCAAGCGGGCCAGGGUGACCGCUCCGCCGAGUCACAGCAGCAGCAGCAACAGCAGCAGCAGCAGCAGCCCCCCAACGGUGCCUUUGGUUAUGACCACGCCGCGCAGAACGGCGGCCAGUUCAACGGCCCAGGCAACGGCUACAGCAACGACCAGUCGGUCUUUGCCUACCAGGAUAACUCGCUCUCGCGCCUCCAGAACGGCAACAUGAUGUACUUCAAGCAGGAGCCGCACGCCAUGCACCGCUUCCCGACCGACCCGAACCACAUGCCAGUCAUGCCCCAGGGUCCAUGGGGUGGUGUCGGCGGUGGCUUCGCUCCCGGCCAGCUCGCUCUUCCGCCCAUGCCCCUCGGAUACUACCCCGGUUCCCAGCAGAUCAACGCCAUCAAGACUGAGCACAAGCUUACCGAACAACAGCGCCUCAUCCAGUCGCCGCUCUCGGAGCGUGCUGCCAGCCCCGAGCUCGUCGAGCUCACGAGCGUCCCGACCAUCAAGUUCCAGCCUCCGGCGCCUCCUCCCAACUACCCCAUGGCCUUCUCAGCUGUUGAGCACAGUCACCUUGGUUCUCAGAUGCCCGGUGCUGGUAUCCAGCACUUCCCCGGUGGCCACCCCCAGCUCCACAACCCCCCGCCGCAGAUGCAGCGCUUCCACUCGGCGCCCGCUGUCCCCACUCUGUCGCAGCAGUGGGAGGGUCUCGACGGGCUCCGAGCACCGUCGGGUGCCUACGCCGACCCUCGGCUUCAGCGUCGCGUCAGCGAAGCAAGUGAGGCCGCCAAGAGCCCCGCUUCUGAGGCCGAUGCCGAUACCGAGGCCAACCAGAACAAGGCCGCGGCGGUGGCCAAGGACCAGCAGGUCAAGGCAGAGUGGAACCAGCACCCUGCCUACCCCUCUGUCGCCGGUGCCCGCCCCAACCAGUACCGCUACGCCUCGUCGACAUCCAUUGCCUCGACGACCUCGUCCCUCAUCAAUGCGACUGCCACACCGCAGGGCUUGCCACCCAUUUCCAUCUUCCCUGCCGUCCACGGCCAGCCAGUGUACCCCCCACCAAUGGGUGCGCCUCAGCACUGGAACGGCCCUCCCAAGGAGCCCCAGAUCCUCUCACCCAUGCUCGUUAGGCCGUUCUUCGCCCACCCCAACGGUGGUGAGGACCCCAACGCUCAGGCCGAGCACAACAUCACCCUCUCCACUCCUCAGCUUGCCUCUCGCGACAGGCAAGUGAGUGGCGUGUCCGCAGUCGGACUCGGCAUUGCCAGUGUCACCUUCCACGACCGUGACGGUUCGGAUGGCGAGGAUGACCCGGCCUGGGAUGGCUCGGAUGCCGGCUCAUUCGAGGGAGAGGAGGAGCUCGAGUCGGACGAGGAUGACGACGGAGACGGUGACGACGACUCGGAUGACGAGUUUGUCCUCAACCCCAAGGCGAAUACCAAGCGCAAGUCGACAAACAUCAAGAAGGGUCGUGGUGGUCGUCCUCCCGCCAAGGCGCGACGAGUUGCCGCAUGA
Molecule: messenger RNA, 2220 nt
Organism: Vanrija pseudolonga
Lineage: Eukaryota; Fungi; Basidiomycota; Tremellomycetes; Trichosporonales; Trichosporonaceae
Gene: ZNF143
Product: Zinc finger protein
Exons: 4
Coding region: 1-2220 (739 amino acids)
Biological process (GO): regulation of transcription by RNA polymerase II
Cellular component (GO): chromatin; PcG protein complex; transcription regulator complex
Molecular function (GO): DNA-binding transcription factor activity, RNA polymerase II-specific; RNA polymerase II cis-regulatory region sequence-specific DNA binding
Source: RefSeq, a predicted model, not a curated record